AUGGAAUCUGGCUCUGGUGGACUUCGCUAUUUUAGCGGAGAAGAGAGCGACCACCGCGAGUAUCGUCGGUGGAAGCAAUGGGUGCAGAACAAGAUGAGAACGAUGGACAAGCUGACAGAGGAAGCGAAGGGUUCCUUCAUCUGGACGCUUUUGUCCGGUCGUGCUUUAGAAGUGGUGGAGCACCUCCGAGAAGAAGAUUAUCAAGUCAAAGGCGGCGACAAGGUGUUGUUCGAUUUGCUUGACCGGCGUUGGCCGGAGCUGGACCGGACAGACGAGAUUGGAGAGAACAUUGCUGCUGUGUUCGCCCUCAAGGCGAAGGAAGGCGAAUCUCUUCGCCAGUGGUGCGCUCGCUCACGCGAGUGCUUCGACCGCUGUGCCCGGAAGACCGGGGUGAAGUUUCCAGAGGAGGCUCGUGGUUGGAUCCUCCUCAACUGCUCUGGGAUGUCUGAAGGUGAUCGUGCAGUUUGUUUGGCUCGGGCCCAAGGGGACCUGAAGUUUGACACUUUGUCUCAAGCAAUGCGUUCCUGCUUCCCUGAGUAUGUGGUGGCGAAGAAACGUUUCAAUGCCGCUCACCUCGUGGAAGACCCAGCUGUUGAGCCACAAGACCCAGUUGAGGAGUCGUUCAAGGACGUGGAGUUGUUCCUGACCGAACACGGCCUGGCUGGUGAGUAUGAGGGAGUUGAUCCCGUUGAUGGAGAUGAAUAUGAUGAAGAGGAAGCCGCUGAGAUUCUGGCUGCCACUUGGCGUGAACGCCGAGCUGAACUCAAUCAGGUGCAAAAAGGACGAAAGUUCCACUCUCAUGACAAAAGGGGGACAUCGUCGUCAGCUGCAUCUGGCAAGGAGUUUCGACGCUCCUUUCGAGUUCAAGUUGAGGAGCUCAAACAGCGCACUCGCUGUCGACGGUGCGGGAAGAUUGGACAUUGGCAGCGUGAAUGCAAGUCCCAAGGGGCUUCUACAUCCGGCUCAACCCCUGCAACCAGUCAUGCUGCAGGUACAGUGGAACAUGUGCAUGAGAUGCCGGAGCAUUUUGUAUGUACAGCUGCCUCCGUGAACUUGCCGUCUCACGAGGUCCUUCUGGUGAGCAGUCCGGGACACGCCGUCCUCGACAGUGGAUGUGGCAAAACCAUCAUCGGAGAAAAGACCCUUCAGGCCUUCGCAGAGAUUUGGGAAACUCACAAGCUGCCAUCGCCGCUGGAGAAGAAGGAACAGAAUCGUUUUCGCUUCGGUAACGGGGAGCAAGAGACAAGCUUCCGUGUGGUGGAGAUGCCGGUGUUCUUGGCCAAUCGGCCUGGCUUUGUGACGGCAGCGGUUGUGCGAGGCGAUGCCCCGCUCCUUUUGUCUCGGCCCGCGCUCAAGAAGUUGGGCGCCACAUUGGAUUUUGCUGGAGAUUCAUUGACAUUGUUUGAUGGCCAGUCGUCCCUUGCGCUGGAGACGAAUGCUGCUGGACAAUACACCGUCAACGUGUCGUGUUUUCCUGAGGAUGCUGCAGCCCUUUUUCCAAGCCGAGUCAAGCCGUCCGAGAAGCCUGAGCCACCACCGGCUGCAUGCCACUCGGUGCAGUUCGAUAAACCCCCUGUUGGGAAAAAGAAGGAUUUUUGGGAGUUUAGACCACAAGAGAGGCUCGUGAUCCGACAUCAUCUGAAGCCUAGGCGAGCCCUGUUUACUCCUCAUAUGUCUCAGUGCCCUGUCAGCCUCGAUUCGCUCGGUCCGACUCGUCUUACGAAGUUUGACGUUGUCACUCCGCACACCAGGGACCGUAGUGACUCUUGGAAAGAUUCGAUGGUCGCACACACCAUUGCAGGACAUGAGCCAUGGACGGGACAGACCAUUUUCAAGUUAAGUGAAUAUGCUAUCCCGCCAGCCUUCGAUGCUCUCGAGGAACAGCUGCAAGUGUCGCGCAUGUCCGCUCGACAACACCGACAACUGAUGGCGCAGGUAAGGGAUCAUUCGCCGUCUUCGAACGUCGGAUCGUGGGACGUGAUUGAGGUGUUUUCACCUCCUCGUUUUGCUUUAGAAGGGGCGAAACUGGGAUACCGAGUCCUGUCGGCCGAUUUGUGCACUGGUUGGGACUUCAGGAAGAAAGCUGAUCGAGACCGUUUGAAAGAAAGCCUGCAAUCAUCCAAACCUCGCCUGUUGGCCACUCGCUUGCUGGUGUCCCAUGCUGACAUGAGAUGCCUGAGCAGAGCCUGUCCUGGUCCCGAGCACAAGUGUCAUCAGACACAUCAACCUGUGGCGGGCCACUGGCCUGGAGUAGGUUCCGUAAGCAAACAUGCUGCCAAGUACACCCCGGCAUUUGUCAAGGCCGUACUGAGAACCAUGACUGAACUGCCGUCAGGAGUGUGUUUGGCAGUUCACGAGGAUGAUAUGCAUGUAGAAUGCCUGGCCUCCCGCGCCAUAGAGAAGCUUGAGCAAGAGAAUGAACAGAAGCUGCACGCCAGCCUUCGACAUCUCCAUGUGAACCUGGGUCACCCCACAAAUGCACAGAUGCUUCGAAUCCUCCGCCACGGUGGUGCGUCUGCGGGCGCUCUCGAAGCGGCUCGGAAAUUCAAGUGUGACCACUGUGAAGCUCACAAAGCUCCAAGGCUGCCUGUUCCUGCUCAACCUCAACGGAUCGUAGAGUUCAAUGCACUCGUAGGCAUAGAUGUUAAGUAUUUGCCCGGUUGGUCAGGAAAUCAGCGAAUCCCCACACUGAACAUCUUGGAUUAUGCUAGUUCAUUGCAAAUCAUGGUGCCGUUGUUCAAGAAAGAAACCGCACACAGCAUUCGUCAAGCCUUCCAAGAACGUAUCGGCACCAUCAUUUAUGGCUUUAUGAGUGAAGCUGACAAUGAAACCGGCCUGAGUCGCUCCAGCCUUGGCGUUGCCAAAUGCUGCAUCCGAGUGACACAUCAGUCCAAGGCCGAUGAAUGUGUCCGCCUGGUACGGCUGGCACGCAAGGCAGGAUGGUGGAAGUCCGUCUGGCAGCGGGUCGUGGAUUUGGACGACCUUGCCGAAGAUUUGUCAUGGGAGGCCGUGUCUCCUAAUGCCCUCGCUGGCUCGAUGACUGACGGCUCCAAGCGCCUCCGUGAUGAAGGCAGCGCGUCGAAGAUGGUGACCUAUGCGCCUGCCGGAUCUGGCCAUGAUGUCAUGAAGAAUGUUCCCAUGCCCUCGACAGGGUACCCUGUUGGAGCUCCGAGUCCUUCAGUGGCACUCCCAGAUGGAGUACCUACCGUGGAACGGUGGGGUCAGACCCUUGUGAGUUUCGGGAAAUUUAAAGAUGCCAAGACAUAUGCAGAGCUUUUCGACUCCACGGAUGCAUCCAUUGCGUCCUAUCGGAACUAUUGUGUGUCCCACUUCAAGAGUGGAUCUCCGGGUCUGAAAGACCUUGUUUCGUACUUCAAGGAGAUCCACGCGUCCUACGAGACCAAACGCCGUGAGGCCACGGAGGAGCUGCUGAACCUGGUGGUCGCGGCGAUGCGCAGUGUGAUCAUCCCCACUGAGGACUACAAGACCUUACAGCAAAUCUUUAUGAAUUGCUUCGCCUCCGUGGCUCCAGCGGAGAGAGAUCCUUUUCUUCGAUCCCCCAGCGCCUUAACCAUGAAGACCUUGCUGACGGAGGAGACCGUGAAAGUGCCCAAGGGCUGCAAGAUCACUGUGAAGUCCAAGAUUGUGGAGGUGACUGGAAAGCAUGGUAGCUUGAAGCGAGAUUUCAAGCAUUUGCCCAUUGAGCUCUUUCUGUCCAAUGGUGGCAAGAAGGUGGUGGCGCGGAUGUAUUUUGCCAAGAGCAAGCAGUGCUCCAUGCUGAAUACGGUGUGCAGCCACAUUGCCAACCUCUUCGAAGGUGUCACCAAGAAGUUCGAAUACAAGAUGCGCUUGGUCUAUGCCCACUUCCCCAUCAAUGUGAACAUCAUCAACGGUGGGAAGACCAUUGAGAUCCGGAACUUCUUGGGCGAGAAGGUGGUCAGAACUGUGCACAUGUUGCCGGGCACCCUUGUGGAGAAGAGCAGCUCCACCAAGGAUGAGAUCCAGGUGACCAGCACGGACAUCGAACUGGCGGGCCGUUCUGCGGCGUUGAUUCAUCAGUCCUGCCUUUGCAAGAAGAAGGAUAUCCGAAAGUUCUUGGACGGUAUUUAUGUCAGCUCGCAUGGUGUCAAGGAGGAUUGAGUCCGCAGUGGCGACGCACGAAAUUGGCAAUGGGGACGAAGAAAAAGGGGCAGCCGUGUGACUAGGCUUUUGGUGUAUCAGAUGUGCAAGAAAGUCAGGAGAGACUUGAUUGAAACGGAAGUAGACAGGUACGGUAUUGAUGGAGUCGGUCAAUAUCAUUAAUAGCCUGGGCCUAAGCCACCACCACCCAACGAACUGCACCAAGGCUGGAUGUAACUCACUCCAGAAACCAGGGUUGUUCGGUCUACGGUUUUAAUUUUGGAACCGUUGGUUAUAUACUAUUGAAUGGGUCCACUAGGUAAGACAUCAACGUUUUGUUCACCAGAUUCAAGGCACUGAAUAGCCCGAUGGACCGAUCCAUCCAAUGUAUGCCACAGCUGCGGAUAUGUUAAAUAGAUCAUGUCCUGCGCCAAGUCAAGUCAAUCAGCAUGUCAUGCACCACUCUAAGUCAGCCCAGCUUCCAAUGGAUCCACAACUCGUUGGAGGAUUCUUCUCAAAACGGAUGCCCUGAAUCAGGCCCUAACGGGUAAACAUCCGUGGGAUGCCGAUCCACACCUCAUGAGGUGGUAGGGGUGCACAGACCUUCCUGAGACCUGGCAUGUCACAUCUAGAGACCUCCGGGACCUGGGGUCCUGGCAAAGCUCGGCCUCGGAUGCCAGGUCAGCCGCAGCGCGCCAGCGGCUGAGGGUGCUUUUGGAUCUCCCCGAACAUCGAUGGAGACAACGAUCGUUGGUCGGGGGUGGCGCCAGGGGUUGCCGGUCUCGUCUUCGGCGCCGUGGGGGGAAACUCUGAACAGUUCCUGAAAGACCAUGGAUUUGUUCGAUUGCAUGUUGAAUUGAAUGUGCUUUUGGACAUCUUGGCGCGCAAGAGCUGCUGCCACUAUCC
Durusdinium trenchii is the source of this 5025-nucleotide messenger RNA. NCBI's taxonomy places the organism in Eukaryota, Dinophyceae, Suessiales, Symbiodiniaceae. The record is from the annotation of a GenBank genome assembly.